Chaetomium fimeti is the source of this 1773-nucleotide messenger RNA. RefSeq names its product putative MFS transporter. Gene Ontology annotation, molecular function: spermidine transmembrane transporter activity; spermine transmembrane transporter activity. Gene Ontology annotation, cellular component: plasma membrane. NCBI's taxonomy places the organism in Eukaryota, Fungi, Ascomycota, Sordariomycetes, Sordariales, Chaetomiaceae. Bases 108 to 1547 code for a protein of 479 amino acids. Gene Ontology annotation, biological process: spermine transport; spermidine transport; transmembrane transport. The record is from RefSeq and is a predicted model, not a curated record. The transcript is spliced from 6 exons.
GGGCUUUUGGCUGUGUUCUGUGCCCCAUCUCUGUAGCGUUUUGAUGUCGAGAAAGCCACGAGCCGCUAGGUAUCGUUACCUUGGUCCCUUCAACUUACGCCUAAAUCAUGGAUCGCAUGCUUGGGUUAGCAGUCCAUCCGGAUGACCCGCGGCGGUCAUCCGUGACAUGCAAGAUCUACCAUACUUGGAUCCCCUGCAUUGUCGGUUUCUUCGUCUGCUUCGCUUCAACCUCCACCGUCCCCGCCGGGCUGCAGCUGCAGCAAGCCUUUGGUAUAGGCGAAAAAGCCGCUCUCCUGCCAUUCGCUCUCUUCAUCCUCGGGCUUGGCUUGGGCCCCAUCAUUGGGGCGCCUAUCAGCGAGAACUUUGGUCGGCGUCCGGUGUACUGGCUUAGCGUCCCCGUCUUCUGUCUCUUCACCGUGGGUGCAGCCCUUUCGCCUUCGUUUGCUUCGAUGCUGGUCUGCCGCUUCUUCGCCGGCGCCUUCGGGGGCUCCGCCCUCGUCGUGGGCUUCGGCUUGCUCACCGACGUAUGGGGGUCGCAUCGGCUGCCCAUCGCCCUCUCCAUCUUUAACACGGUUCCUUUCAUGGGCCCGAGUGUUGGUCAACUGGUCAACGCAUUUGUAGUUGAGACGCUGGACUGGCGCUGGACGCAAUGGGUGACGUUGCUCCUCGGCGCUCUCACUUGGCUGACCGUCCUGCCAAUGAGCGAGACCUACCUGCCCGUCAUCACAAAGCGGGCGACGGACCGCCUGCAGGAUCGCCAAAGCAAGGUAUCCGCUCGUGAAGUGACCAUGCGAGUCUUGUCAUCCAUCCCGUUUCUGCGGCCCUUGCAGAUGUUGGUUACAGAGCCUGUUGUCGGGCUCUUUGCCGUCUACGUCUCCUUCAACUUUGCAAUAGUGUACUGCUUCUCGUCAAGCGUCCCUUUUGCCUUCCAGACCGUGUACGACUUCAGCCCCACUGCUCAAGGGCUCGUCUUUCUCGGCCUGACGGUCGGCUACAUUCUGGCGGCACCCACCAUGGUGGUACCCUUCUACUUCCAGAUGCGGAAACACACGCCGCGCGCCAAGUCGCCAACGAGCGAAGACGAUGCCAGUGUCACCGAGUCUCCAGAACCCGAAGCUCUCCUGUGGCCUGCCCUGCUAGGGAGUGUUGCUAUGCCCAUCAGCUUUUUCUGGUUCGCAUGGAGCGCCAACGCCGACACCCACUGGAUGUGCCCUAUUGUGGGGCUAGGGCUUUUCGCCUGGGGAAACGAUCUUCUUUAUAAUGCCGCCCAGUUGUAUCUUCUCGAGACCUAUGGAUCCAAGUAUGGUGCCAGCGCCACGGCGGCCAAUAACCUGCUCAGGUACUGCCUGGCUGCCAUUCUCCCGCUGUUCAUGACCGAGAUGUAUGGAAACCUCGGCGUAAAAUGGGCCGCGACAUUGCUUGGUUUCAUUCUCCUGCUCUUCCUUCCCAUUCCUUGGGCUUUCCGCCGGUACGGUCCGUGGUUACGGUCUCACAGUCGUUAUGUGGUGCACAAGGAGGGUGGUGGGUUUCAGUCAGACAGUAAUUGAAGGAGCCGCGCUCGCCGCGCUCACCGCGCUCGCCGCGGUUAUUUCAUAUAUAGACGCCCGGAUCUCAUUGGCGCAGAGAGUGUCGAAUAAGAAAUAUUAUGUGGUCCCCGGGGGUUGUAUUGUCACCCGUCCAUGUGCAACCUUUCUUUUGUUCCCUCGAGACAAGGGGCCUUACUUGGCGAGUGUCACCGCUUCGUUCAUCCUCUUGUACUACACGUGUACGUCG